GGAAAGGAGGAAGUACUCAUUCUUUCCGACUCUGCUUUAUUGCUAGAAAAUCUAAAAAGUGCCAGAGGAAAUGAAAUUUCGAUUGCUUGGAAGCUUGAGGAGAUUAAGACUGUGGCCAUUUCAGGAAAUGUUCUGCUAUUAAGGUCAAGAGGGAAUAGGUGCAACGGACCAAUGACACUCUCUCUAAUUUAGUGCAUUAGUUGGGUUCUUAUUAAUUUGCUAUUGUCAAAAAAAAAAAAAAAAGUCUCACAGUUGAGAUCAAAUUCCAUCGGAAACUCCUUACAGCUAGAACUUUUCUUACUCUUCUCCCCAUUUUAUACGAAUCUUGCCCACUAAUCGAACUAGGUUGAUCCAUGAUCCAUAUUAACUCAUCCAACAUUAAAAUUUGAUAACAAUCCUAUAACCAAUCAGUUUCCACUUUCCGCCAUAUAAACACACACUUCUAAAAAAGAAAGUAGUACUAUUAAAAAAAUCACGUGAAAACACACUUUGACCAAAGAAAAAACCUAUCAUAUUGGCCACACCCACGCCAGCCAAUAUGAACUCAACCAAACAAAAAAGACCGACUUCUCGUAUAUUUCGAUCAUUUUAUCUCCCUUAAUUUCCGCCUCUUUUCUUCUUUUUUUAUUUUUUCCAAAAUCAAAAAUCAAAAAUCAACGCCUAAACUUCCUUUUUUUAAUUUUUCCCCACUAACCCCUAAAAAUAAAAAUAAAAACAAAAAUAAUAAAGUGUGUAUAUCUCUUCAAAUUACCCGAAACCCCUAAGAAAUUUCCCACCCAAAUUCUCACACUCCGCGUUAAAAUUCUUCGUCUUAUUCUUAUGGAAAUACAAUUUUGAUUUCGAUUAAUCAAUUUUGUUCAUGAUCAUCAAUUUUUGUUACUUUUUUUUGGGGAUUUUUCAUUGAUUAAUUGAUCGGAUUUGAGUCGGAGAAUUUUGUUGUAUGAUUUUCCGAUGAUGAUGGCGGCAGCAGGGCAGCAAGAGGGUUUUAAUUUUGGGUUGAUGAAUAACAGUUUCAAUGAUUUCUCUCAUGGCGGCGCCGGUGGUGUUGUCGGUGGUGGUGGGAAUGAUGAUGAUGAUUUUGCUAUUGAUGCUGAUGCUUUCUUUAGUAUUCUUGAUGAAGAUGAUAAUUCCGAUCAUCUUCCUUUUCCGGUGGAUCCAUUUUACCCAUCAACUGAUAAUACCCAGGAAAGUGGUUCAGCUAUUCUUGCCAAUGAUCGUAUGGAUGUAUUAACAGAUUAUGGUGCCGCAAGUGAAAAUAGUGCUGAUACAGUGGAGGCUUUGGAGCAACUUCCAUAUUCGUCUCCUCCUGAGAUGGUACUAAGUGAAGCUAAUGACACUUCAUUCAGAAAAGAUAUUACAGUAGCUAAUACUAGUCAAUUGCCCACCUUUGUUGAGACAGAGAGCUUUCCUAUUGCUGCACAGGAUUGGUACAGCAUAUAUAAAAUGUCUUCGGGCUUCCCUGAUCAGAAUUCCCUUGGUGGUGUAAACUAUGACAUGAUGUCAACAAACUUAGCAACGAGGGCUAACGUGAAGAGUGAUUUAGGUGAUUCUCGGUCAUCACAUCCAUGGUCGGAUACUAAAAUAGCCUUAGAAGCUCAAGUUGGAGCUGGGGAUGUCACCGUUUCAGAAGUCCGUAUGUAUGAUUUUUUUGACGGCAAGGAGCCUGAAUCAGUCUUCUAUAGUAAUCGCCCUGUUCAGCAUGUUGACACCGUGAAUACUUUUGAUAAUAGUAGUAGUAGCACGACUACUGAUGAGACUUCAGCUGAGCCUUUUUAUUGGAGGCAGAUGGACAAGUCAUGUCUGAAUCAAACAGCUGUUACGAAGGAUGAAGUGAACGACAAAAUACUUACAAGCAAUGGCUUUGAGUGCAAGCCUUCUGAAGCAAGCAAAGGUCCAUCAAGUGGUUUUUCGUUUGGUUCUGGUUCUGGGAAGCUCCUCAGCUCUGCUGAAGCUCAGUACUCUGGUUUUGUAGCUGGUGAUCCCGCUGUUAAAUGUCACAACCUCUCUAGUGUUGGAGAUAUAAGGAAGCCUAGGAAGGUGCAUCCUUUUGAUGAUCCAAUGUAUCAUGCAGAUCUAUUUGCCAAAAUUAACAGUUCUUAUUACAACACUGGAGGAGAGGUUGCUAAGGUUUGGCCUGUCACUUUAAAGCCUAAUCUAUUGGAAGGCACUCUGGAGGCAAGCCAAACUUGUUUGUCAGAAGGACGAAGUGACAUUGAUGAUGGCAAUGAUUUGUGCAUAAUUGAAAAUAUGAGUGAGCCAGCACGGAUACACCCUUAUUCUGUACAUGGAAAGUCUGUCAUCCCACAUCCCACAUCAUUUACUUCACAGUGUUCAACAUCCAUCACACCUUUUCAUCAAAUAGUUCCUAGUGGAACAAAGUCGAGGGCAAGUGAUGAACGGUUAAUUUUUCAAUCAUUAGUGCAGGAUCUCUCACAACCAAAGUCAGAGGCAUCCGCUCCAGAAGGCUCUUUAGCAGUACCUCUUCUGAGACACCAGCGAAUUGCUUUGUCAUGGAUGGUGCAAAAAGAAACAAAUAGCUUGCAUUGCUCUGGAGGAAUUUUGGCAGAUGAUCAGGGGCUGGGGAAAACAGUAUCGACUAUCGCUUUAAUUCUUACAGAAAGACCUGUAUCUGCUGGGACAUUGAAAGUAAAGGAACAAGGUGAGCCUGAAACAUUGGAUUUGGAUGAGGACGAUGACAAGAAAAAGGGGAAUAGUAUAAUGUCUUCUUCAGUUAAGGGGAGACCUGCUGCUGGAACCCUUGUAGUGUGUCCUACUAGUGUCCUCAGGCAGUGGGCUGAGGAGCUUGCCAAUAAGGUAACUAGUAAGGCCAAUCUUUCUGUGUAUGUUUACCAUGGGAGUAACCGGACAAAGGAUCCCUAUGAACUGGCCAAAUAUGAUGUAGUUCUUACAACUUAUUCAAUCGUAAGCAUGGAGGUCCCAAAGCAGCCUGUGGUCCUUAAGAAUGGUAGUGAUGGACGAAAAUCAGAGGUGGAAGAUGCAUCCUCUCAAUUUAAUAGGAAGAGAAAGCAAUCUUCAACAUCUGAUAAAAAACGCUCCAAGAGAGGAACAGACAAUUCAUUGGUUGAAUCUGUUGUUCAUCCUCUUGCAAGGGUUGGAUGGUUUAGAGUUGUUCUUGACGAGGCACAGAGCAUCAAGAAUCACCGGACUAGAGUAGCCCAGGCCUGCUGGGGUCUUCGUGCAAAACGUCGGUGGUGCUUGUCUGGGACACCUAUACAAAAUGCAGUAGAUGAUCUCUACAGUUAUUUCAGAUUUCUCAAAUAUGAUCCUUAUUCUGUGUAUAAUUCGUUCUGCUCCAUGGUUAAGUUCCAAAUCAGUAAAAAUCCGACAAGAGGGUACCAGAAGCUGCAGGCUGUCUUAAAGAAUAUAAUGUUGCGCCGCACAAAAGGUACACUUCUUGAUGGGAAACCAAUUAUAAACUUGCCACCUAAAUCUGUAAAGCUGAAGAAAGUGGAAUUUUCAGAAGAGGAAAGGGAAUUUUAUAGCAAGCUGGAGGCUGAUUCUCGGGCCCAAUUUCAAGCUUAUGCUGACUCUGGAACUGUUAAACAAAAUUAUGUUAACAUAUUGUUAAUGCUCUUACGGCUUCGACAAGCAUGUGAUCAUCCCUUUCUUGUUAAGGGUUAUGAUUCUAGCUCCGUUUUGAAGUCUUCCAUUCAUACAGCAAAGAAGCUUCCUCGAGAUCGACAGAUGUCUCUUUUGAGUUGUUUGGAAGCGUCACAAGCAAUUUGUGGCAUAUGCAGGGAUCCACCUGAGGAUGCUGUUGUCAGUAUCUGUGGCCAUGUAUUCUGCAAUCAGUGUAUUUCUGAGCGUUUUACAGCUGAUGACAACGUGUGUCCCUCUGCAAGUUGCAAAUCAGAGCUCAGUGCCUCCAAUGUCUUCUCUAAAGGCACACUGAACAGCUGCCUGUCUGAUCAGGAUUGUCAGGAAGGCUCUCAUAUUUGUCCUGGUGCUGAAUCCUCAGAACAAAAAGAGUUGAUUCAACCUGGACCACCUGGCCGAUUUGAAUCAUCCAAAAUUAAGGCAGCUUUGGAAGUUUUAAAUUCACUUUCAAAACCCCAUGUUUCUGUUCCUAGUGAUGUUCCAAGCCAACCUGUUACUGAUACCAGUCUCUUGGACAAAUCCAAUUCUGCACCCUUUGCCACUUAUAAUGAAAUCUCUAGUGCUACCAAUGGUUUGGGUAAUUGCAAUUCUGUCAUAAAGGAGAAAGCAAUUGUUUUCUCUCAGUGGACUAGGAUGUUGGAUCUGCUUGAAGAUUGUCUGAAGGAAUCUUCUAUACAGUACAGGAGGUUAGAUGGAACUAUGUCUGUUGCUGCCCGUGAUAAAGCUGUGCGAGAUUUUAACACUCUUCCAGAGGUAUCUGUUAUGAUAAUGUCAUUAAAGGCAGCAAGUCUUGGGCUAAAUAUGGUGGCAGCUUGUCAUGUUAUUCUUCUGGAUCUUUGGUGGAAUCCUACUACUGAGGACCAAGCAAUUGACAGAGCGCAUCGUAUUGGGCAAACUCGUCCUGUUACUGUCGUGAGGCUGACUGUGAAGGAUACAGUUGAAGAUCGGAUAUUAGCCCUUCAGCAAAAGAAGAGAGAGUUGGUUGCUUCUGCUUUCGGAGAAGAUGAAAAGGGUAGUCGCCAAAGUCGUCUUACGGUGGAGGACUUGACAUACCUUUUUAUGGCAUGACUUCAGUAGAGUUGUUUGGGUAUUUUGUACAUGUCGAUCAGCUAACACCAGCGCAUUCGUUUUUAGUUUCAAGAACCCCUGACAAUAGAUGACAUCAAUGAACAGAGUAGAAAGUUGGCUCCUUGAAGAAUAUAGGGUAUAGUACAGGAUAGAAAUGAUUCUUUUUUCAGUUGAUUGGUCAAAUGACCAUGCUUUCGUGAGCAUGCGAUAGACUUGCCUUGUAUAGCAGCAUAGUUUAGCAUGUUUAGUUUCGGACCACAGGGAUAGUUUGGAGUUACAUUUAAUGAAAUCUAUUUUUUGUCUAUUACUACAUUAUAUUCCUCUUUGUUAGAAGUUGCAUUCUUUCAUUGCCAUGGACCCAUGGUUAUUUCAGGAUUCCGGUUUCGUGCUAUUGUUUAUAUAGAGUUGUUGCUGUUUCAAGACUGAAGGUUGUGGUUCGUUGGGAGUAUUGGAUUACCUGUCCUUUGUUACAAAUCAAUAAAAGCUUCCUAGUUUCUUGGUUUUGU
Chenopodium quinoa (quinoa) is the source of this 5192-nucleotide messenger RNA. RefSeq names its product helicase-like transcription factor CHR28. NCBI's taxonomy places the organism in Eukaryota, Viridiplantae, Streptophyta, Magnoliopsida, Caryophyllales, Amaranthaceae. The transcript has 11 exons. The record is from RefSeq and is a predicted model, not a curated record. The coding region runs from base 952 to 4686 and encodes 1244 amino acids. Gene Ontology annotation, molecular function: ATP binding; metal ion binding; ATP-dependent chromatin remodeler activity.